GAAAUAGAGAAACGUGCUCGGUGACGUCACUUCUAAGAUGGCGACGAUGAUGGCAUGAACAUAAACGCAGCAAGAGGUCAACAUUUCUUCCAAGGUCCUGAUCUCCACUCUAAGAGAAAGUAAAGUGUUAAAUUUACGGGUUUGACAGACUAUCAGGAGCCUGAUCAAUAUGGCUUUACUUGGGAAUCUGAGGCCGAUGCUGUCUUCAAUCCUGCAAGCCUCCCAGUGUGUGUUCCCCUGGUCUGGACCUCUCUUAAGCAGGACCAUGGCUACACUCAAUCAGAUGCAUCGCCAGGGCAAACCAUCCCCACCGCCCAAAAAGCUUGGUGCCACAUUCGGUCGACCUCAGCUGAAGGCCGUAGUCCUGAAGACCAUGAUCAGGAAACCCAAAAAGCCCAACUCUGCCAAUCGCAAAUGUGCACGAGUUCGUCUCUCCAACGGUAAGGAGGCAGUGGUGUUUAUUCCAGGUGAAGGACACAAUCUCCAGGAGCACAAUGUUGUAUUGGUGCAAGGAGGUAGGACACAGGAUCUGCCAGGUGUCAAGCUCACAGUAGUCAGGGGCAAAUAUGACUGUGCUCAUGUCGUGAAGAAGAAACAUUGACACCUUCAACCAGAUCGAGACUGUCCACUCUUUUUGUCGUUUUUUUUUUCUUCUUCUCAUAAUUGUUUAUUGUAUUUAAUUACAAUAACAGAGCAUCUCUGUUCUUGACCAAUUUCAUUUUGAAUUUAUAAAUGUUCUCAUUGUCUGUUUCCACAAAAUAAACCAAACAAACCCAAACAA
Molecule: messenger RNA, 781 nt
Organism: Tachysurus fulvidraco (yellow catfish)
Lineage: Eukaryota; Metazoa; Chordata; Actinopteri; Siluriformes; Bagridae
Gene: mrps12
Product: mitochondrial ribosomal protein S12
Exons: 3
Coding region: 170-601 (143 amino acids)
Biological process (GO): translation
Cellular component (GO): ribosome; small ribosomal subunit
Molecular function (GO): structural constituent of ribosome
Source: RefSeq, a predicted model, not a curated record